Myotis daubentonii (Daubenton's bat) is the source of this 1765-nucleotide messenger RNA. RefSeq lists its product as uncharacterized. Lineage: Eukaryota; Metazoa; Chordata; Mammalia; Chiroptera; Vespertilionidae. Bases 945 to 1700 code for a protein of 251 amino acids. The transcript has 2 exons. The record is from RefSeq and is a predicted model, not a curated record.
AGCAAUGCUGUGAGUACACUCCAGCGAACAGACUUCCUUGGCACACCAGAAAGUGGCAACGCCCGCCUGACAAAUCUCCAAGAGCCACCUACUCUUAGCCCCGACCCUCACGCCCAUUGGAUAACAUAGCAAGCAUGUCCCUAUUGUAUUGGCUGUUUACCCCUUUAUAUAUGGCUGUACUUCCCCAAUAAACUUAGAUCUGUGUCUCUGAACCUGGUCUCCAGAGUCAUGCAUGCAGGACGCCCCAGCGCAUUGGACUCCAUCGUCCUCACCCCCGAGGGACCCCCUGUCUCAUCUGGCGCUUGAGGGUUUGCUUGUAUUUUUCCAGAAGGAGAGAAAAAUCCCGCGUGGAUUCCUGCCUGUAACAUCAAACCCUGCCCCACCAGCGAUGAGCCGUAGACCACCAUCACCAUCACCCCCCGUAGAGGAAAUAGAGGCCCUGCCAUAGAGGACAACCAGCCCCGGCAGUGGCGGAGAUGACCAAGACACCGAUGGGCCUACAACAUUACCUGGGGUAGGAUUUAUGCGGGCCCAAUGCAUGUAUUGAUCAAAGAGCCUUCACCGGACUAAAAGGGAUCCGCCUGCAUAAUGGCACCUGGAAAAAGCCAAGAAGUAGAUGGGACAACAACAUCGCAGUCAACCCCAAAGCCACUCAUAGUUUUAGUUACUGGCCCUGUGUGAGACCCCCCUUCUUCUUCUUACAAAGCAAUUAUAACGCUUUUGCUUGUACCCAGCAAUCUUGUAUACUAUCUAAUUGCUGGAAUCCAAACCAUGCCUACGUUCUAGCCAUGCACACCCCCUCGCUACUUUGGGUUCCAGUAGAAGUCAACGACUGGGACAGGCUGGAUUAACUAAUAAUCCAUAAGGAAUUCCAGAAAAUAGAAAAAAGAGCUGUAGGACUAGUAAUAUUAAUAAUCUCUUCCAUAAUAGCUGCUAUAGCAGGUAUGGCCACAGGAAUCACUUCCCUAGCCCAGGAGGGAUUACCAGCUCAGAGUCUAAACUCCUUAUCAGAGGUCAUGGCCCAAGCCUUUGCUACACAAGCAACAAUAAACCAGCAGGUAUGGGGGGCGUUAUUCAAUUUACAACAACAAAUAGAUUUAAUCCAAGAAGACCUCGAUAAUUUAUGGCAAGUAUCACACACCCAAUGUGAUAUAAGAUACGCUGCCAUCUGUGUAAUGCCCAUCCCAGUGAGAAAUGCCUCCUGGGAGCGCAAAAAAUUAGCAAAUCUCCUUAAAGGUCCAUUCAGCCAGGCAUUCCUAAACAGCACCUAUCAGCUCCAGCGAGAAAUCCUAAAAAUCAACAAUACCAGAGUGAAACCUGUUGAGUUUAGUUUCUUAAGUGAUGCCCUCAGCCGUCUAACCUCCUGGUUAAAUCCUGAUAACAUAUUCAUAUGGGCCGUUCUAGCCACAGGAAGCCUCCUUGCAUUUACCUUGUUUCACUGCUUUUACUCCAUGAUCCAAAGAAUAGAUGCACAGCAAGCUAUGAUUGUCCACAUCCAGCAGGGUCUUAUAAAAAGGGAAACGGGGAGAUGUGGGAAGAGCUCAGGAGAUCUAUCUCAGUGCUGUGGCCGAAGCAAUGCUGUGAGUACACUCCAGCGAACAGACUUCCUUGGCACACCAGAAAGUGGCAACACCCGCCUGACAAAUCUCCAAGAGCCACCUACUCUUAGCCCCGACCCUCACGCCCAUUGGAUAACAUAGCAAGCGUGUCCCUAUUGUAUUGGCUGCUUACCCCUUUAUAUAUGGCUGUAAUUCCCCAAUAAACU